Cladocopium goreaui is the source of this 6186-nucleotide messenger RNA. The record is from the annotation of a GenBank genome assembly. Lineage: Eukaryota; Dinophyceae; Suessiales; Symbiodiniaceae.
AUGUCGGGCGCGCUGGAGAAGCAAAUUCGCACUUCUCAGAAAUUUCUGGGAACGGUGCGGCACCUUCCGUCCUUUGCAGAAGCCAGAGAUAAGCAAGCGGACAGUCUAUGGAAGAAACUUAGCCGGACGCCUGUUCCAGUGGAAACGGCUGCAGCUUUGGUGGAUCUGUUGGAUUCCGCAAUUUGGGGUCCACAUGUGGAUACCUUGAAGUCAGCUGUGACUUUGGUGGAUGAUGGCAUGCAGCGCAAGAAUGUGCCAUUGCAAGAUUACUUGGCGCUUCCGCACUACUUGACGACUGGGUUGUGGAAGUCUUUGGCCGAAGAUUCUAAGAGUCUGGCGUUGGAAAAGUUGUGUAAGCAUUGCAGACAGCUGGGUUUGAGCAAUGCGUCCGAACUAACGCAGGCCAUGAUUCUCACGUUGGUGUUUGAUCUCGACGGGCACUUGUUGGGCACAGAGCAGUGGCAAGUGACGUUGCGUGAGAAGUCGAAUGUGCAGAAAUUUUUGAAGCAAGCCAUCCCGCCCAGUUCUAAGAAGCCAGAGGAUUGUUCUUCGGAUCAUCUGACACGUGCCUUUGGGACGGACUCGCCAGUGCCUUGUCAGAGGCCAUAUGAGCAUUUGCAGCAGCGGGCAAAGGACUGGCCCAUGCGCUCCACCCAUCGGUUCGCCCAGGGUGUUUCUGCAGCGAGUGGAUCGGUCCCUGCUCCUGCGAAGCGUGAGGACGCAGCCGACUUAUUUCAACAUAUGGGCAAUUUCGUUGCCGGUUUCUUGCACGGGCAGAAGCCUACCGAGGGUGUGUCACUUCCGGGAUUCCAGAUGACGAAUAAGAGCCCACAUUCGGUUGCACCGACGGUGCCAGUUUUGGCUUUGGAAGAUAAGAAAGAUGUGGAUAUGACUGCGGUGGUUGUUCCGGCGUCUGAGCCUCAAACGGAAGAGAAGAAAGUAGAGGCAAAUGCUACCGGUAAGGACGCUGUCACAGCAACCUUGGCGGCUUUGCGGGGCGACGUGAAAACACCGGACGAGAAGCCGAAGAAGUCUGUGAAGAAAGCCGGUUUGAAAAGGCCAGCUAGUUCAAAGGUCAUCAAGCAUCGACCAGCUGCCGCCUUGCGUCGUCCUGCAGCUGCCACUGUCGAGGGAGAGACCAGAGAUGCACGGCGUCUCCGGUUGAUUCAAGAACGGGUUCCAAAGGAACUACAAGUCAAAUUUCGGGGUCUUGCGCUCCUACGUGGAGCAAUCUCCCACGUGGAGAUGUCUAUUGCGUUGCCACCUCCUACGCGGAGGUUUUGCGCUCCUACGUGGAGCAAUCUCCUACGUGGAGAUGCCCUUUGCGUUGCCACCUCCUACGCGGAGGUAGAGCUCCUACGUGGAGCAAUCUCCUACGUGGAGAAGACUAUUGCUUUGCCACCUCCUACGCGGAGGGAGAGCCCCUACGUGGAGCUAUCUCCUACGUGGAGAUGUCCAUUGCUUUGCCACCUCCUACGCGGAGGUAGAGCUCCUACGUGGAGCUAUCUCCUACGUGGAGACGAUCAUUGCGUUGCCACCUCCUACGCGGAGGGAGAGCUUCUACGUGGAGCAAUCUCCUACGUGGAGAUGUCCAUUGCGUUGCCACCUCCUACGCGGAGGUCAGCAUGGCGCAUGGAGAGGGCAGCCGCAAGUCGCCUUUUUCGAUCCCCGCCGAAGCCGAGGGAUCCGACGCCUGAGUCGUCUGACGAGGAGUCUGUGCCACAAAGCCCGGCUGCCAGUAAGUCGGCCAGAGGCCGUUCCAAGAGCAGACGGGAGAGAAGCAGCAGAGGUGAUCACGGCCACAAAAAAUCGAACCGAGAUCCGAGCUACUCGUACAACAAGCGCUGCGAUGCCAGGAGAAGAAGAAGGGAAGACAGACAUGAGCGACGCAGGAGAACCCACCAGAGACGACGUGAGCGACGCGGCUCACGGGACAAGCGUCGCCGCAGUGACAGUUCUGAGAAGGACGCGGCAAAGCCAGUCGCCGCAGCCCCACAGGCGUCGCGGUCGCAGGCCCUGGAGCCGACUGGGAAGGCGGCCAAAGGCGGCACGAAGAAGUGUCCGCACUGCUGGAGCGAAAUCACUUCGCAGCCCAGCGGCCGCGCGCAGCAUCAGUGGUCAAACCGCACAUGCUUGCAAUGGCAGUUUUACAACCAAAUGGCUGCCGAUGUGAAAGAAAAAGACAGCGACUUGGCGUGGGUGAAGGCUGGGAAAGAUGCGGCAGCUUUGUAUGCGAAGCGGCGUUGGCUGCCGGCCCCAAGCCAUGCAUUUGACAUGGCUCCUCCGCCGCCUGUGAUUCCGAAGCCGCGCUCGGCGCCUGCGGUCUUACGGAGUCGUUCCAUGGUGAAGGCGGCUGCGCCGCAGGAUGAGACAGAAGAGAUUGUUGUCGAAGAGCCGCCGCCGCCCAGGCAGUCUCUGCCGCAGGGACCUACGGGGUCCACGCAACCCAAGAACUGCCCGAUGCAAUCCCAGGGCACCUCUGCGGCCAGUGGAUCUACGGGAUCCAGCGUCCCUGUGGCUCGAUUGCGUUCCUUGCGCGAUCAAAUACAAGCCCUCUUUGGCCUACCUGACACGAAUGCGUUGUGUGAAUGGACGCACUUGUACGAAGACGUGUCUGAAGUGUUGACGGCUGUAGAAGUCAAGUGUGCGCAGCGUCCGGGAGCAGAAGACGCGGAAGUGCAAAUUCUUCGGCUGAAAAGCCUUUUGAGUGUGGUCAUGCAAUGGCCGCGGUACUGGCAGCAUUGGGACGAUGACGAUUAUCUCAAGGUGCGUUGUGGCCGAUACGCGUUGGAACGCUGGACCCGCCAACCGGAGGAAGAAGAGACACUCUCCGCAGCGGAGAAGUACCGAGCAGUUGCUGACCACUUGCAGGCUAUGAGGAACAUCAGAGAGCUGCCUGAAGGAACUUGGAUCUACACUGCUUUGGCAGAGGUUCAGCGGCUGCAAGAGGCAGCAUGGGCAUGUGUGAGGCUCACGAGGGGACAGAUAGGAGUUUGGAUCUGCUUGUGUGAACGUUGCAACGUGGCCAUGGCGGAGCCUUCCGGAGUCGUGUCUGCGCAGUGCUGCUGCUGCUUGUGUGGCUUAUGGUACGAUGGUACCGCUGGUCGCCAACAUGGCCAGAAGUUCACAUGCCACCCAUGUGGCACAGCUGACCGGCAGCUGCGCCGAAACCUGGGCAGCAAAAGUGAAGUGGAGGAGUUGCCCCACGAAGAGCAAAUGCAGUUCUUCAGACGGCUCCAAGAAGAGAAAAAACAAGGAGGCAAAUAUCUGUCGUGGAAAACUAUCCGCGCUCAAUUGAUUGCAAUGGUGACCACCAGGCAUAUCACCUCGGCGUCCACAUCAGUGGAAACGGAAGAAUUGCCUUUGAGCGUCUGGACAACCCGAGGUUGGGAGAAGGACGUCGUGGAAAAUUGCCCGCGUGAGUGGUCUGAGGAACUGAAAACGUAUGUAUACAAAGUGCCUACGAAGAAGUCCCUCUGGCGAGAGACCCAUGAGCGGGUGAGCGAACGUAUCUUGCGCCAGGAGCGCGAAGCAGCCAAGACUAAAGGCAAAAAAGGCAAGCGGGUCGAGGGCGAAGAAGAGCUGGACUUGCCAGAGGCUGCAGCUGGGCCAGACGAAGGGAAGCAGACGAAGAAAGACGAGAAGUCAGCCGAAGUAGCCUUGCGCAAAGCUAAAGCGGGCAACGCGAAGAAGAACAUGCUUGCGUGCAACAAGGCAGUUGAUGUUCCGGAGGAGAUUGGAACUGCUGCUAAGCAUGCCUUGGAUUCACUACAGCGCUGGACAGCAGCUGCAAAGGCAAUGCUGCAGCAAGCUGAAAGCGACAGCGCGCAAGCAGGAGAGGUUGAGCUUCCUUCCCUGCCGUAUGAAUCAGCGGACGUGAAGACCUUGCAUCAGACGUGCGUGGAGGUUAUCAAAAACUUGAAAUCCCAUAUGCCUGUGCCCAAAGCAAAAAGGCAACGUCCAAGCGCAAAGAUGCCGCUGAUGGGAACGCCGCGGAUGGCGCCGCCGCUGACGAUGCUGCUCCAAAGGCUGCUCCAAAGAAGAGACUCCGCGGGAAAUCCUCGUGAAGCUGCUUUGCAUCAUGUUGAAGAACAUGAGAGGCCGUCUGCUUCCCGGACAUUCUCCACGCCCAACAUUCCCGUAGACUGCUGGCUCAAUCUAGAGAUGCCAAAAGGUAGCGCUCUGAAACACCUGGAAAGCUACCACAUUACCGGCGACAAACUUCGAUUGCACUAUAAGAAAAAAAAUGUAGGUCGAUUCUAUGACAUAGCUGAGCUGCUCAAGCAACCUCGCGCAACUGAGAACGCGCAUCCACGAGAUGCCCAAGUGGCCGGUGCAAAGGCUGGAGAGGCUCCGCGUGCCAGAGAAGCAACUGAAGGAAUCCAAGUGUCAUCCCAGGAGGAUGGCGGGCCUGUGGUCACUGCAUCUGCGUCCGUGCGUGACGGCACUACAAUCAAACUGCCAUGUAUGAGCUUACCGGCUUUGAUAGAAGCCAAGGCACAAGCUUGCCCAUUGUACAAGGAAUCUUUGCGAAGAGCGUGCCAGAAGCAGCGAGGGGAACUCACUCUCCUGUGCUAUGCUGACGAAGUAACUGGUGGCAACGUGCUAAGUGCACCUCAGUCGCGUAAGGCAAACGUAGUUUAUCUUAGCUGGCUCGAAUGUCCCUUGCUACACUUAGAGUCGCAAUGGCUCACGGCUAGCGUCUGUCGAAGUUCAGACAUUGCUAAGAUGCAAGGUGGCAUGGCAGGGCUUCUGACGGCCCUAUUGACAUCCUUCAAAGAAGAAUGUCAAAAUGGCUUUCCCAUUGCUUGGGGACCUGAAGACGUCGACCUCAUCCAGAUCAAGGAAGUCUUGCUGCUUGCUGACGCGGAAGCGAUUCGGAGCGCCAGUGGCUGCAAGGGGUCAGCAGGCAUCAAACCUUGUAUCCAUUGCUUGAAUGUCUGCGCGCUGGGCAAGGCGCCCGAAGCAGAGAGUCACGUCGAUAUAUCAUCAUGUGACGUGCCUAAAUUCUGGGCACAGACGUCUGAAAGCAUUGCAGCAGCAGCAGAUCUGUUACACAAUGCGCCGACCAUAUCCAAAAGGAAAGACUUGGAAAAGGUCUUGGGUUGGAAUUGGGAAAAUUUUCAAGCAGGUCCUCUGUUGGCACCUGAGCUGAGAGAGUGGGUAAAAAUCGAAAAUGUGCUGUACGACAGCAUGCAUAUCUUCUUCCACAAUGGGCAAAUUUCUCAGGUGUUGGGUCAAUGGUGGACUUUGAUGCAAGUAGAAGGCACCGUAACUCUGAAGGAGUUACAACGCUAUGCUGACAUGUGGUCACCCGUCGUUGGCAGUCCAGCUGCAAGUGGUCCCAAACCUGCCUCGUAUUUCUCAGAGAGGUUGUGGAAAAAAGAUGGCGACUUCAGAGGCGAUGCAGACGCGGCAGCCGCCACAUUAUCUCUAGUCGUGGCUUUCUGCGAAGAGAUUCUCGGCGCGCUGCCGCAUCUCCGACCCUACAUUGAGGCCUUGCAAUGCCUACAAGAAGUGAUAGGCUGUGUCUGGGCGUGCAAAAUUUGCCCCUCGCAAGCCUCAAACCUGUCGGUGCUGCAGCAAAAACACUUCCAAAAAUACAAAGAAGCAUGGACAGCUGCAGGCAUGCGACCGAAGUGGCACUACGGUUUGCAUUUGGAAAAGCAAAUCCUUCGAUGUGGCAUGUUGCUGGACACGUUCACGCUGGAAAGGAAACACAAAUUUUUCAAGAAAUUGACGACUGGAAACUGGGGCUUUGCACCGUGCUUUGCCGAAUCAGCGCUGUUGGAAUUAUCCACAGCAGAUCUGCAAGAAGGCCAUGAGCCGAAUUGGUUGGAUGCAGCUUUGCUCGGAUCCACCGGAAUUCAAAAUUUUCCAGGUCUCAGUAAUCCGUGUCAAACAAGCACAACUUUGAUCCUGAAAGGCGUGAAAUAUACACGAAAUCAAUAUGUCAUCCUGUCUCCAACGUGCGCUUGCCAAGUGCAAGCCGCAGUGCAAACAGCUGACACGAACUUUUUUCUUCUUGUGGAGAUGCUGAAACCCAUUCAAUUAACUCCCAAGUACCGGACUCGAUGGCAAAGACAAAAAGUCAACGCGCUGGUGAAAUCCGAAGACUUGAACAAAUCCAUUCGAGUCAUGUACUAUAGAAUAGAAGAUGACCGCACCGUGUCUCUGCUGUCUUAG